Messenger RNA from Mauremys mutica (yellowpond turtle), 1668 nucleotides. It is a transcript of the gene CTU2, whose product is annotated as cytosolic thiouridylase subunit 2. Gene Ontology annotation, biological process: tRNA wobble position uridine thiolation. Gene Ontology annotation, molecular function: sulfurtransferase activity; tRNA binding. Bases 44 to 1597 code for a protein of 517 amino acids. Gene Ontology annotation, cellular component: cytosol. Lineage: Eukaryota; Metazoa; Chordata; Testudines; Geoemydidae. The record is from RefSeq and is a predicted model, not a curated record. The transcript is spliced from 15 exons.
CGGGGGGCACGUGGGGGAGGGGAGCGCUGCCGCCGCCGCCGCCAUGUGCCAGGCGCAGGAGGAGUACGGGGGCUGCGACCCGCCCCGGAGGCGGCCCCGCGUCAGCUGUGCGCAGAAGUGCAUGAAGUGCAAGGAGGCCUCUCCUGUGUUGGUCAUUCGUGUUGGAGAUGCCUUUUGCAAGGCCUGUUUUAGGGAGUAUUUUGUUCACAAGUUCCGUGCGAUGCUUGGGAAGAAUCGUGCCAUUUACCCAGGAGAGAAGGUUCUUCUUGCGUUAUCGGGUGGACCUGCUUCCAGCUCAAUGCUUCGACAAGUCCAAGAGGGGCUGAGUCGGGAGACAGCCAAGAAACUGCGCUUUAUACCGGGCAUCAUCUACAUCGACGAGGGAGCCGUGUACGGACAGAGCCUGGCUGAGAGAGAGGAGACGCUGCUCCAGAUGGAGACCAUCCUGCAAGCGUCAGGGUUUCCAUAUCACCUGGCCCACUUAGAAGAGGUGUUUGACUUGCCCAGCUCCAUCCUGCAGCGUGUGCCCCACAAUCCCGCAGGCCCCAGGAACAGCUACAAGGAGGCAGUGGAGGGCUUCAUCUGCCAGCAGAGGAGGGAGGAAGGCGGAGGCCCCUCUCUCCCAGAGAGGCAGAUCCAGGAGAAGCUUGCCGAGGUCAGCCUGCGAGAUGCGCCCGGAAUGGAGGGGCUGGCCGCCCCGGAAGCCAGGCUGCUGGCUGCAGUCCGGGCCGAGCAGCUGAUCCGGCUCUUUGGGUCUGUGAAGACCUUGACGGCUAAAGAGGAGCUGCUGCAGACCCUGCGGAACCACCUGAUCCUGCACACGGCCAGGGCCCAAGGGUACUCCAAGGUCAUGAUGGGAGACAGCUGCACCCGCCUGGCUGUCAAACUGCUGACCAACCUCUCACUGGGGCGGGGAGCCUCCCUCGCCAUGGACACAGGCUUCUCGGACGAUCGCCAUGGCGACGUGGUGGUGGUGCGGCCCAUGAGGGAGUACUCCGCCAAGGAAAUCGCCUUCUACAACCACCUGUUUGGCGUUCCCACGGUCUUCACUCCUGCCUUGGGCACCAAGGCCCUGGAGAAGGCCAGCAUCCACCGGGUGAUCGAGCGCUUCCUCUACGGGCUGCAGGCAGAGUUCCCCUCGACCGUCAGCACUGUGUACCGGACAGGCGAGAAGCUGAGCGCGACCCCUGGAGACGCCGGCCCUGCCGCUGAGCCCGAACGCUGCCUGCUGUGUUUGUGUGCACUGGACACCAACGUGGAGGACGGCUCCGCUUUGCAAGCCAUCCUGGUCUCGGAGCAGCUCUCCCAGCAGAAGCUGCCAGCUGCGUCGCCCGCUGGGAGAGGGUGCUGCCCGGGCGCAGAGGAGCAGAGAGGAUGCUGCAUGAACACGACAGCUCCAGGGGCCGACGCCCGGGCCAGCUUCCUGCCCCUGCUCUGCUACGGCUGCAGACUGACCAUCAAGGACACGACCUGCCUGGAGAGCCUCCCGCUCUACGUCCGCUCGGAGGCAGAGCGCAGGAAACGCAGGGCCGCGAUGAAGCUGGAAAUCCAAGAGUUCUUGCUGGAAGAUGAAGCUGUGACUCCGGGUGAGAGCUGACAGGUGGGCAGGGCUCCCUCCUCUGGACCACGCUCCCAAGAGCUCUAUGCUUCCCUGGCUGUCAGGGCCCC